Ostrinia nubilalis (European corn borer) is the source of this 1070-nucleotide messenger RNA. Its product is annotated as microsomal glutathione S-transferase 1-like. Gene Ontology annotation, cellular component: membrane. Bases 478 to 930 code for a protein of 150 amino acids. The transcript has a single exon. Lineage: Eukaryota; Metazoa; Arthropoda; Insecta; Lepidoptera; Crambidae. The record is from RefSeq and is a predicted model, not a curated record.
UACGGACAAAAUUAGUACAUAUUUAGUUUUUUUUAAUUUCGUAUUUGAUUUUGGUAUGCAAUAUUAAUUGAUUUACUUUAUUUAUUGGAAUAAGUCAGCCAGAUGAUUCAGGUGCAAGCUACACUUGUGUGCAGAGGAUUCCGUGCAUUUAACGAUGGUUUACGGCCAAUAAGAUUGAGAGAUGAUAAAAUGUUCUGAUAUGAUAGCGUACACAGUAACAGGUGACAGCAUAUCAAGGCAAACUGGCAUCUAAUCUAGAUGUAAUAGAUGCUAAAAAAUGUGUAGUCAGACUUGUACAUGUAUGUCGGCUCAAAACGGAACAAAGCACUUAUUGCGUAAGGCACCGGCCGGCGAGCGUAGCGAGUCCGAGCGAGAGAAUAGCGACGACCAUACGAGUCGACAGACGCCGAUCACGAGGCAGGCGGCAUACGUUGUGCAAACGUUGUGUUGAGAAACAUUUUAUAUAAAAUCAUAAUCAUGGCGAGCAUUUCUCUGGACAAUCCUGCUGUGCAGUCCUAUCUCUUCUACUCGGGCGUGUUGAGCCUGAAAAUGCUUGGGAUGUCGUCGCUCACUGCAAGGCAAAGGUUUGCAAAAAAAGUGUUCGCGAACGAGGAGGACGCCUCAUCUGCGAAAGGUGUUGUAAAAUUCGACGACCCGGACGUCGAGAGAGUGAGGCGCGCACAUUUGAACGAUUUGGAGAAUAUUCCUGUGUUCUUCGCUGUGGGAGCGUUGUAUCUGACUACGGCGCCUGACAACGAUCUGGCCGUGAACCUGUUUCGGGCGUACGCCGCCGGGAGGAUCUUGCACACCGUGGUGUACGCCAUAAAACCUUUGCCUCAGCCGGCGAGGGCGAUCGCCUUCAGUGUGCCCUGCUUCAUCACAAUCCUCAUGGGCGUUAAAGUGGUCAUGCACUACGCUAAAGCGUUUUAGAUAUAACAAGGCAUUUGUGAUAAUUUUAUUAUAGUGUCCUAAGCAGCAGAAUUUUGUUAAAAUAUCAAAUUGAUGUGUUUUAGUUUAGCAGUAAGUAGCUAUGUACAAAUAUUAUUAUAAAUGAAACGAAUGAGUAAAAA